Messenger RNA from Coffea arabica (coffee), 3987 nucleotides. The record is from RefSeq and is a predicted model, not a curated record. NCBI's taxonomy places the organism in Eukaryota, Viridiplantae, Streptophyta, Magnoliopsida, Gentianales, Rubiaceae.
AUGGCGGAAGGCACGAGAUACCGAUCCUUGGAAGAUCAGCUGAAGAAACAAGAGAGUAAGCUCCAGGAAUUGGCCGAAUCCAUGGCCGCUCUGCAUACGUCCGGGCAGAAUGAGUUACGGCAGAGACUCCAGGAGGAAAUGGAGAAGAGCAACUCGAGACUGGAGACGGUGGUGGGAAAUCUGGACCAGAAAUUCUGCAAGUUGGAGCAAAAGUUCAGCGUGUUAAUGAAAGUGAUGAUGAAGGACAAGGGAGUUCAGGAGAACGAAGGAGGAUCCUCCGAACCUCUUCUACCUACACCACCCUCGCAUUUCCGACUGGCGGCUCAGGCUGAAAUGGCAGGCCAUCAGCAGGAAUCCAGAGGGGUGAAAUUAGCUAAACCUGGGCUAAAUUGGGAAGAGUUUAGUGAGUUGCUAUGUGAGCGUUUCUCUGGAAAGGGGUCACUUGACAUAGUAGAAGAAUUUAACAAACUGCAACAAGUGGGGACAGUGGAGGAGUAUGAGGAAAAAUUUGAGGAAUUAAAAACUCUGAUGUUGACCAAGAACCCCAGAUUAGAUGAGUCCUAUUUUGUUUCCAGCUUUAUCAGUGGGUUGAAAGAGGAGAUCAAGCCCAUGGUAAAGAUGUUUAGACCAAAGCAUUUGAGGAUUGCCAUGGAGCCUAAGUUUGGGAUGUACAAGGGCCAAUUUGGUGGGCAGAACUUACCUAGUUCUUACAGGCUGCCUGCGAUAACUCCUAACACUAAGAGGACUGAAAAUGCACACAAGGAGUGUAGGACAAAAGGUCUGAACUGCCUUAGUGUGGAAGAAGAAGAGGAGACUGAUUUUGAGGAUGCAGUGGGGGAACAGGAUGAGUUUACUGGUAGAGUUGGGGAGAUGGCUGAAGUAUCAUUGAAUGCCUUGUCUGGUGCUAUUCAGAGGAAGUCCAUCAUGCUGAUUGGCAGUAUUGGUGGCUUACCAAUCAAAAUACUAGUGGACACCGGGAGUUCUGACAGUUUCAUCAACCAUAGACUUGUUACCUUACUGCACUUACCUUAUCAAUCUGUGAAUCCUUUUACUGUGACUUUACCGAAUGGGACAGACAUCACCAGUGGGACAGCCUGUCCUAAAGUAGCUUGGAGGAUACAAGACUACCAAUUUCAGUUUGACAUGAAGAUAAUGGAACUAGGAAAUUGGGAUAUCAUCCUGGGAGUUGAUUGGAUGUGUCAGUUCAGUCCAAUCACCUUUGACUUCCACACUCUCAGUAUCGCACUCAGUGAUCGAGGGCAAUUACUUCACCUCCAAGGGUUCAUAAAUCAACCUACGAUGGAGCUUGUGAGGAGAAAGGAUCUCAGAUCCUUCAUCCAAGAAAAAAAGAGGAGCUGUGCACACCUGCAGGCGAACUCCACCAAAGACCUUCAGAAAGACAUCCCAGAGCUAGUGGAACAAGUUUUACAGCAGUUUCCACAGAUAUUUGCUACUCCAACGGGACUGCCUCCAGAAAGGGAGCUGGAUCACCAAAUCCCUCUCAAACCAGGGGCAGAACCAUUUAAACUCAAGCCUUACAGGUACCCCCACUCCCAUAAAGCAGAAAUUGAGAAGCAGGUUGUAGAAAUGCUUACGAAUGGGAUUGUUAAACACAGUACUAGUCCUUUUGCUUCCCCUGUCUUGUUGGUUAAAAAGAAAGAUAGUACUUGGAGACUAUGUAUAGAUUACAGGAAGCUAAAUGAGGUGACUGUCAAGGAUAGAUUUCCCAUCCCCAAUAUUGAUGAAUUGCUAGAUGAGUUACAUGGCACCAAGUAUAUGUCUAAGUUGGACCUCAGGGCUGGGUACCAUCAGUUGAGGGUCAAGGUAGCAGACACUCCCAAGACUGCUUUCCAAACACACCAUGGGCACUUUGAAUUUCUAGUAAUGCCUUUUGGCCUAACAAACGCACCAGCCACAUUUCAGGCUUUGAUGAAUAGGAUUUUUCAGCCAUUCCUGAGAAAAUUCGUAUUGGCAUUUUUUGAUGACAUCCUGGUCUACAGUCCCACUCUAGAGUCACAUGCACAACACCUAAAAAUUGUACUCCAGGUCUUAGCGGAUAACCAGUUAUACUGUAAGAAGUCAAAAUACUCUUUUGCUCAGACAUCCAUGGAAUAUUUGGGGCAUGUGAUUUCUGAGGUUGGGGUCAACAUGGACCCAGAUAAGGUGGGGUGUAUUCUGUCUUGGCCCACUCCUAACUCAGUUAAAGAAUUAAGGGGAUUCUUGGGGUUGACUGGAUAUUACAGAAGAUUUAUAAAGGGGUAUGGUGUAAUUUGCAAGCCUUUAACUCAGCUAUUGAAGAAGGAGAGUUUUGGGCGGAACCAUCAUGCUCAGAUGGCUUUUGAAGACCUCAAAAGAGCCAUGACCACAACCCCAGUACUCAGUAUGCCUGAUUUUGAAAUUCCUUUUGUUAUAGAGACUGAUGCUUGCGGAGUAGGGAUUGGAGCAGUGUUAAUGCAACAUGGACAUCCUAUAGCAUUCCUCAACAAAGCUCUAUCCAGCCAGAACUUGGGGUUAUCUGUUUAUGAGAAGGAGCUAUUUGCUCUGUACAAAAAAGGAGCUGACAAUGAGGUGGCAGAUGCGCUAUCCAGGAGGAGGACUGAAGACCCUCAUGGGGACAUAGCAGUAAAUUGUACCAUGUGUGCAAUUUCCUCAGUCCAACCAACAUGGAUGCAGGAAUUGGUUGCAAGCUAUGAGGGGGAUAAUGAGGCUCAGCAGAAAAUAGCUCAGCUCCUGUUAGACCCCAAUGCAGUCUCAGACUAUCACUUGGAUAGGGGAAUGCUCAAGUUUAAAUAUCGACUAUACGUAGGAUCUGCUAAUGGUAUUCGUGGCAAGGAUGUUGUCACUUUUGUCAGGUCUUGUGAUGUAUUUCAAAGGAACAAGCAUGAGAAUGUUCCCUAUCCUGGACUUUUGCAACCUAUUCCAGUUCCACAACAGGCAUGGUCCCACAUAGCCAUGGAUUUCAUUGAGCAGCUGCCCCUAUCUCAUGGUUUUGACACUAUCUUGGUAGUGGUGGAUCGACUGACAAAAUUCAGUCACUUCAUACGUCUCACACAUCCUUUCACUACGCAACAGGUAGCUCAGGUCUUCCUUGACCAGAUUUAUAGGCUUCAUGGACUACCAGAAUCUGUGAUUUCAGAUAGGGAUAGAAUUUUUGUUAGCAGGUUUUGGCAAGAGUUGUUCCAUCUGUUGGGAGUUGGCCUGCAUUAUAGCUCAUCCUACCAUCCCCAGUCUGAUGGUCAGAGUGAGCGAGUGAACCAAUGCUUGGAAAACUAUCUUAGGUGUAUGUGCAGUGAACACCCCUCUCAAUGGAGUAGAUGGCUACCCACAGCUGAGCUAUGGUACAACACCAACUUCCACACCAGCUUACAAAUUACUCCAUUUGAGGCAUUAUAUGGAUACAAGCCCAACCACAUUCCUUUGGGACCCUUCCACGACAGUGUUAUUCCAGCUGCAACUGACCUGGUGCAGGAUAGGCUCCAGGUCAUCUCACUCAUCAAGGAGAAUUUGGCAAAGGCACAGAACCGCAUGAAACUCUUUGCUGACAGACAUAGGUCUGAACGUACACUUCAAGUGGGGGAUUGGGUGUUUCUUAAACUACAACCUUAUAGACAACAAACGGUGGCUAUUCGAAGGAGUUUGAAACUCACAGCAAAAUACUACGGACCUUUCCAGAUCAUUGCCAAGGUAGGGACGGUGGCCUAUAGGUUGCGGUUACCUGAUGGAGCUAAGGUUCAUCCAGUGUUUCAUGUUUCGCUGUUGAAGAAAAGAAUUGGAGAUGCUGAGGGCACUGACCCUAUGUUGCCUGCAUGGGACUCCUCUGACCAAUGCUUACUUCAACCUGAGGCAAUCUUGAGACGAAGAGCUAUCAGGCGUAACUCUCAAGUGGUCAUCCAGUACUUAGUGAAGUGGGAUCAGCUACCAGAAUCCGAGGCUUCUUGGGAAGACAAGGACUUCAUCGACAAACAGUUUCCAGCAUUCCAAGCUUGA